Cariama cristata (Red-legged seriema) is the source of this 867-nucleotide messenger RNA. It is a transcript of the gene EVI2B, whose product is annotated as ecotropic viral integration site 2B. The record is from RefSeq and is a predicted model, not a curated record. Gene Ontology annotation, biological process: positive regulation of neutrophil differentiation; regulation of stem cell division. The coding region runs from base 1 to 867 and encodes 288 amino acids. The transcript has a single exon. Lineage: Eukaryota; Metazoa; Chordata; Aves; Cariamiformes; Cariamidae.
AUGGCCCGCAACCAAAUAAUACUGGUUCUCUUCUAUGGAGAAAUCUGGAAAUCACUUUCUACAGCAAUACCUGAAAACAUUUCCAUGAAUAAAAGAAAUGCAUACACCAGUAUCAGGAGUCCAAUAGAAGACAAAGCUCCUCUGUAUCAAUUGCAAGCAACUGGACCCAGUUUGCACAAAUCUGGAAGAGUACUGACUGUUACAACAUCAGCUCAGUUCCCCAAAGCAUAUGCAGAACCGACCGAUGGAAGCUGGAUAGCAGCACUGAUAAUUGGCAUAAUUUUGAUUAGUAUGAUAAUGGCUAUUAUUAUAAUUCUUCUGUGGAAAUGCUGCAAGAGGCCAGUUCUAGUUGAUUCAAAUUGGGCAGGUCGUUCUCCAUUUGCUGAUGGAGACACACCAGAUGUCUUUAUGGACUCUGACCAGGCUACCAAACGUUCAUCAGUUUUAUUUAUGUUGCCUUGGAAACUGAAACAAGACUCAAACUUACAACACGGUCCCACUGCAUCAGAGAAACCACCUCUCUGCACUACCAGGAAUGAAAACAGCCGAUCGCCCCCACCAGCCGAAGCCUGCUCCGUAGCCAGCAGUGCCGUUUCCAACAGCGAUGCAGCUCCAGCUGCCCCCUCCGCAGCAGCAAGCUGUGCGCCCGAUGCCCAUCCUCACCCACCGGCUCUACCCGAAUCCCCCGACCUGCCACCUCCACCUGACUGGCUUGGGGAACCCGCUGAGGAUCACAGUUCAGAUCUCAACAGAGACCAGGGAUGUCACUCGGAAACAGAGGAGCAAUUGCCCCCACCACCCGACUUCCCCAUUCAAGAGAUUCGCGAACCACUGCCCCAGCUGCCACAGCCAGAACACCCUUUGUAG